GGCACCUUUCCCCCUUCACUCUUGCCUAGGGCUCUCUCUCUCUCUCUCUCUCUCUCUCUCUUUCUGCUUGGGCGUGUUCCAUGGCUUUCCGGCGUGGAAUGGUGAGGUCGCCAGCGACGGCGGCUCAGGCGAUGCGCGUUUAGCAGCUCAAUUUCCGGGCAUUCCGAGGCCGUUUGCGGAGGCGCGGAGGUUCGGCGAUUUCUGCCGGGAAUUCUCGGGCUGUUCCGAGGAGGCUUCGGUGGCGCGGCGGAAGAGAUGGUGAGGCCCGCCGCCAAGACACCUCACCACCACCACCACCACGAGCAGCACGACGACGACGACGACGAGGAGACCGAGUACGGCGACGACUUCGCUCCUGCCCACAAUUCUAACUCUUCUUUCCCGAAAGAGGAAGCAGGGAAAGGGGACGGGAAGAGGGGGAGCGCGCCGCGGUCGAAGCAUUCGGAGACGGAGCAGCGCAGGAGGAGCAAGAUCAACGAGAGGUUUCAAAUACUGAGAGAUCUCAUCCCUCAAAAUGAUCAAAAAAGAGAUAAGGCUUCAUUCUUGUUAGAGGUUAUAGAGUACAUUCAAUUUUUACAGGAGAAAUUACAGAUGUAUGAGGGUUCAUACCCUGGUUAUGAUCAGGAGCCAAGUAAAUUAACACCAUGGAGAAGCAACACUGGGACUGUGGAAAGUCAAAUGGAUCAUCUUCAAAUUAUGAAAAACGGAAGUGCUCAUGAGAGCAGAGUUGUUAUGAACCCACUGCUUGCAAAUGCGCAGAACUCAUUGGAAUCUGAUUUGGGAAAUGCUGCAGUCUCCAUAGACAUGCAAACCCAACCAGGCAUGUAUGCUUCUGUUGGGCAUGGCGGGGUGGCCAGUGAACCGUUGACUGAAGCCGUAUCUAAUGUCGGGAACGUGUCUGGCCAUCCUCAGUCGCAGUUGUGGCAGGCGAUGCCUUUUGCAGCAGAUUGUAGCAUCCCAAACAAUACACAUAUUGAUCAAGAGCAAUUUACCAUUGAAAGUGGAUCUGUUAGCCUUUCUGCUGCCUAUUCUCAAGGGAUAUUAAACACUCUGACCCAAGCACUGCAAUCAUCGGGAGUGGAUUUGUCCCAAGCCAACAUCUCUGUGCAAAUUGAUGUUGGGAAGCGAGCAAAUAAUAGAGCGGCUGGUACCUUAUCCACUUUAAAGGAUCAUGAAAACGUCCCUCCAGAUAGUCAAGCUCGGAUGCAUGAUGGCUCCGAAGUCUAUGGUGAAGAACCUGAUCAGGCUCACAAAAGACUUAGAACAGAGAAGAGUUAGUGAAUCAGAAUGGUCUACCUCCUUUUCUCAUUAUUCUUUUUCUAUGUAAUGUUAGGAGUGGAAACAGGAAGUAGGUUCCAUCAAUUGUCUACCGUGGUCUGAGAACAGCUAAGUUCAGGUUAAUUGUAUAUGGUGGUGCUCUCUGAUUUGCGUAGCUACAUGCAAAAUGCAUAGAAAAGUUCUAUUACAUGUAUUCAUUUAUUUGAAUCUCCUGUGCCCAAUUCUGGCUUCCGUGGGUAUAUAACGAGAAGCGGCAUAGCGA
Eucalyptus grandis is the source of this 1540-nucleotide messenger RNA. RefSeq names its product transcription factor BIM2. Gene Ontology annotation, molecular function: protein dimerization activity; DNA-binding transcription factor activity. The record is from RefSeq and is a predicted model, not a curated record. The transcript has 7 exons. Bases 256 to 1278 code for a protein of 340 amino acids. Gene Ontology annotation, biological process: DNA-templated transcription. NCBI's taxonomy places the organism in Eukaryota, Viridiplantae, Streptophyta, Magnoliopsida, Myrtales, Myrtaceae.